UGAGGCGUUCCUUUACGUCAACAAACCCAACAAUGAACUGUCUCGUUUGACGUACAUCACACGCGGAAGAGUCGUAAUUUUUCCUCAAGGAAGGGUCCUGAAUCUGCCAGAUCCUCAUCUUAUGUCUAAUUUAAAUGAAUACUCGUUAAACGGCUUCCCAGAGAGCGUUCUAGUAUAUCUAACAUCACUUCGUAAUGCUAGUUUUGGCGCCGGAACAUUCCCAGAUCUCGUAUAGUCUCUGUUCAUUAAUUUAUUAAUAUACUCUCUGCAAACAUCCUAAUCUUCCUAAGCGUGUUUCAAAAAAUUCCAUUUUUUUUUCUCGGGCAUAUAAAUGAGAGAGGGCGAAUCCGCUGCGUGCAGUUUCCAAGUGGGAGGCCGAGAGCAUUGGAUUUUGGUAGGUUUCCAUCGUUCUGGAGUCGUGGAAGAUCCAAUCGAGGGAGGUAUGCGGUGAAAGAAAGUGUGCUGUAGACAGAUUGGUCCCACCUAUGAUUCUGAGCACCUGGAGGCGUUUAUAUUUCCUUUAAAGGUCUUUCCAAAUGUUACGAGCCGGAAGAUUCCAGACAGGGACAGUGAGAGAUACGCGCUGGGUGGCUGCCAUGAUUUCUCCCCUCUGCGAGCUUGGAAAUCAUUGCUAGUAUUAGGCCGUGUUUGGGCUGAAAUCUCUGGUUUCUUAGGUUUUAGAGUCGUUUGGUUGAUUUCCGUAGAAAAAAGGGGAUCUUGGCCCUUUGCGGUGGGGGAAGCCCUAGAAAGGUGAGAUCUUUUUUUGGCUUUUCUGACGGUUUGAAGAGGCCGUAGAACUGAACUCGGAGAGUUUUGGUGUGUUUUUUUAGGGGUCUCUCAGCCGUCCAUAAGCUCCAAUCCUUUGGCAAGUAUAGGAGAGGCGGUUGCUGUCGUUUUCUCCAUUUCUUUUGUUUUUCUAUUCGGGUACAGGAGUAGUUCCAUUUUCCUCUUUCUAAGCUUUGUUCUCAUUCGCCAACUCUAUCAUGGAGGGGUUCAUCUUUCCUGAUCUUCUACUUAGUUCUGGGCUAGCUCAUGGCGCUGGUGUCUCGGUGGGGCAGCCAUGUUUGCCUUAGCUGAGUCGUCGGUUUCUUGAUCGGACCGAUCUUGCCUUAAAUCAGAAGGUUCUUCUGUUAGUGUUCGAAUUCUUCAUUACUUGCAGGAAGGAUGAGAGGAGCUGUUCUGGUGGCACUAGCUGCCACAAUUGGUAACUUGUUGCAAGGAUGGGACAACUCUACUAUCGCAGUUGUCCCAUCCUUAAGAUUCCAGGAGAAUUCUCAUAAUUAAUACUUUUGCAACUUCUGCAUUUCUGAACAUGAUAGCCCUGCGAAUUUUCUGAUUAGUGGUGCUGUUCUUUUUAUAAAGAGGGAGUUCCAAUUGGAGUCAGAGCCCACUAUAGAGGGGUUAAUUAUAGCCAUGUCACUUAUUGGGGCCACAAUUAUCACCACAUUCUCUGGAGCUGUAUCAGACUGGUUUGGUAGGCGCCCGAUGCUAAUUGCUGCAGCAGUCUUCACCUUCCUCAGUGGUCUGGUGAUGCUAUGGUCUCCCAAUGUCUAUAUCCUACUUUUGGCAAGGCUAAUAAAUGGAUUCGGAGUGGGGCUAGCAGUUACACUUGUUCCAAUAUAUAUUUCUGAGACAGCCCCACCAGAGAUAAGGGGAUUGCUAAAUACUCUACCGCAGUUCAGUGGAUCUGGAGGCAUGUUUCUGUCAUACUGUAUGGUUUUUGUAAUGUCAUUAAUGUCAAACCCAGACUGGAGAGUGAUGCUUGGAGUUCUCUCCAUCCCUUCCCUCAUUUAUUUGGCAUUGACCAUAUUUUAUUUGCCCGAAUCUCCAAGAUGGCUUGUAAGCAAAGGGCGAAUGGUAGAAGCAAAAAAGGUUUUGCAGAGAUUACGUGGAAGAGAAGAUGUAUCAGGAGAAAUGGCUCUUCUUGUGGAAGGCUUGGGGGUAGGGGAUGAGACAACUAUUGAAGAGUACAUAAUUGGCCCUGCUAAUGUGCUUGCUGAUGACCAUGGAGAAACUGCUGAUAAGGAACUGAUUACACUGUAUGGGCCUGAAGAGGGUCUCUCCUGGGUUGCCUGGCCUGUGAAGGGACGAAGCGCCCUUGGAAGUGCACUUGCGCUUGUCUCUCACCAAGGUAGCAUGGAGUCUCAAAGUAAUACUCUUAAGGACCCUCUGGUCAUUCUUUUUGGAAGUGUUCAUGAGAAGCUCCCAGAAAUGGGAAGCUUGAGAAGCACACUCUUUCCAAAUUUCGGCAGCAUGUUUAAUGUGGCAGAGGAGCAACCCAAAACUGAGCAGUGGGAUGAGGAGAGUCUUCAAAGGGGGGGUGAAGAUUAUGCAUCUGAUGCUGGAGGAGCUGACACGGAUGACAACUUGCAGAGUCCACUUCUCUCUCGCCAAGCAACAAGCAUGGAAGGGAACGAUAUUGCCCCACUGCAUGCUGGCCAUGUGAGUGUUCUAAGUAUGAGGCGAAAUAGCAGUCUCAUGCAAGGGAAUGCUGCGGAAUCAAUCAGUAGUAUGGGUAUUGGUGGAGGAUGGCAAGUGGCUUGGAAAUGGCCUGAGAGAGAAGGUGUGGAUGGGAAGGAGGGAGGCUUCAAAAGAAUCUAUCUGCAUCACGAAGGUGUCCCUGGUUCAAUGAGGGGAUCCCUUGUUUCACUUCCUGGAGCUGAAGUCCCAGGACAUGGUGAAUUUGUCCAGGCUGCUGCUUUGGUAGGCCAGCCUGCUCUUUAUUCAAAGGAGGUAAUGGACCAGCAUCCAAUUGGGCCAGCAAUGGUUCAUCCAUCAGAGACAGCUGCUAAGGGGCCAAGGUGCGCAGAUCUUCUUCAACCUGGAGUCAGACAUGCUUUGUUCAUGGGAGUUUCGCUUCAAAUCCUUCAGCAG
This is a messenger RNA of Elaeis guineensis (African oil palm), 2874 nucleotides long. NCBI's taxonomy places the organism in Eukaryota, Viridiplantae, Streptophyta, Magnoliopsida, Arecales, Arecaceae. The record is from RefSeq and is a predicted model, not a curated record.